CUCUUUUCUCUGCUAGGUGCAGCAUGUAUGUGAGCGUGUGUGAGCCAGCAGAGCCGCCUGUGUGUUUACAUGUCAGCCUAUCAGUGCUGCCGGAUUUAGCACAUCUGGAGAGGACGAAGGCAUUUCUCAAAUGCCCCUUAGACGAGGGAUUCUCAUCUCUGCGUAUGCUGUCCUUACCCGUCUUAAUCUAGCCCGUCCUGAAUCCUUGCAGCCCCGACUCCAUGCUUUUGGAGGCAUUUUGAAUUUCCUUGGCAACAUGGAGCUGCCUGAAUUAGAAUUCUCUGCAUGACAGUCCUGGUAAGCAGUAGGAUGGUGUCCGGAGAGGCAGGAGGGCACAGCUACUUGGUGGCAUGCUGGCAGCCCAUCCUGAUCCUGAUGCUGGGCACCGUCCUUUCAGGCUCCACCACUGGCUGCCCUUCAAAAUGUGACUGCAAUGGCCAGGAGCGAUCAGUCGUCUGCCAUCGAAGAAGGCUGGCAGCUCUUCCUGAGGGCAUCCCCACUGAAACUAGACUCCUAGACCUCAGCAAAAACCGUCUGAAGACUCUAGGGCCUGAGGAGUUCAUUAAUUACCCUCAGCUGGAGGAGCUGCAACUGAACGAAAACACUAUUUCAUCCAUUGAGCCGGGGGCUUUCAGUAACCUAAUGAACCUUCGAACGCUAGGCUUGCGCAACAACGAGCUAAAGCUCAUUCAGCUUGGAGUGUUCACAGGCCUGACCAAUCUCACACAGUUGGAUAUAAGUGAGAACAAAAUUGUUAUUUUGCUCGACUAUAUGUUCCAAGAGCUGUACAACUUGAGGGCUUUGGAAGUUGGGGACAAUGACCUAGUCUUUAUAUCGCCUCGAUCAUUUCAUGGUCUGAGCAAUCUUGAAAGCCUCAACAUUGAAGGGUAUAAACUGGGCUCAGUUCCUACUGAUGCCCUUAGUCAUGUACAUAACUUGCUAUCUCUUCGAUUACGCUAUCUGAACGUCACUGAUAUAAGGGACUUCUCCUUUAAAAGGCUGUAUCGGUUAAGAAUACUGGAGAUUUCUCAUAUGCCUGCCUUGAAUACUAUGGCUUCACAAAGCUUGUAUGGACUCAACCUCACAUCAUUGUCUGUCACAAAUUGCAAUCUGUCUACCAUCCCCUAUGAAGCCAUUAAUCAUCUCAGAUAUAUUCGGUUUUUAAAUCUAUCUUUCAAUCCUAUUCAUACUGUUGAAGGUAACCAACUUUUCAGUCUUCAAAAACUCCAGGCAUUUCACUUGGCUGGUGGACAAUUGGUGGCCAUUGAGCCUUACUCAUUCCGUGGACUCAACCACCUACGUAUUCUGAACGUGUCAAGAAAUAGCUUGAGCACCCUUGAGGAGUCCGUUUUUCACUCAGUGGGAAACCUGGAGACCCUGGCUUUGUAUGAAAACCCUUUGGCUUGCGACUGCCGCCUGCUAUGGGUCUUCCGCAGGAGGUGGAGGCUUAACUUCAACAAACAGCAGCCCAUUUGUGCUUCACCUAAGAUUGUGCAAGGAAAAGAGUUCAAAGAUUUCCCAGACGUACUGCCUCCAGACUACUUCAUCUGUCAGAAAUCAAAGAUUGUGGAUUAUAAGGUUAUGGAAAGCCAUGUUGAUGAAGGAACUACUGUUCACUUCACGUGCAUGGCAGAGGGUGAUCCAGCUCCAGUGAUAAUGUGGCUAUCCCCCAAGAAGGAGUAUAUUACUACAAAGACUAUAGGGUCAAGGCUCUCAGUAUCCAGCGAGGGUACACUGGAGGUACGCUACGCCCAAAUUCAGGACAAUGGCACCUACUUGUGCAUUGCCAGUAAUGCUGCUGGCAAUGACACAAAAGCUGCUCACCUUUUUGUACACAGCUACUCCCCGAAUUGGCCACAUCAGCCAAAUAAGUCAUUUGCUUUUAUUUCUAACCAGCCAAGUGAUGAAGGUGCUAAUGUGACCAGAACAACAGUCCCAUUUCCAUUUGAUGUAAAGACACUUAUUGUCGCAACCACGAUGGGAUUUAUCUCAUUCCUUGGAGUGGUCCUCUUUUGUCUUGUAAUUUUAUUCCUCUGGAGUAGAGGAAAAGACAGCACAAAGUCAACUAUUGAAGUUGAAUAUGUGCCACGAAAAGAGGAGACAGAGGAGGCCAGUCCAACUGAGGCACCUGUACAAUUCAACAUGAAAAUCAUGUGAACUCUUAAAGAAGGUCAUGUAAGCUUACAAACUGCAGCCAGGAUGCAUACUGUUCUUGUCAAAAUAUGUAAUCAGUUUGUGAGCGAUAGCACAGCAGCAAAUGCAUCUAGACAGUAUACCUUUGACAUUUUUUACUUCAGGGACUGAAUCUUUAAAAAUAAAUGUUGAACAAUUGUUCAGAUUUCUGUACAUGUACUGUACAGUAUGCUAACAUGCACUCAAAUUACAUGAUUUCUGUGUGGAACCAAAUAAGGGUUAUAUAAGAAAAAAGCACAGUAAAAGUAUAUGACAAGCAGGCUAAUACAGAUAAGCAGUUGAUAAUUAUUUUAAGUAAUCUUUCUUUUGUGAAAAACAAAAAUGAUGUUGGGAUUUUUGUUUGUUGUCUAUUUUUUACCUUUGAUAGUUGUUAAAAGCACAUGAACCUGUCACGAGCCAAUACUAUAUUGCCUGAAAUACUGAGAUAAAAAUAAUUUUCCUUUUUCCCCCUCAUCUAGUUCUUUUUCAGUCAAAGAAAAGUAUGACAAAAGUACUUUCUUUUGAGUUUAUUAUAUUUAACAAAACAUACAUUUACUUUUCAGAAACUGACCCAAAAAUUUCUAAGAUAAAUGUUAAAAACAAUAAUGAAUCAACAAAAUAGUUAUGGUUUUAGUGGCUAAAUAUAAAAUUAAAAGUUAAAUUUCAUUUGUUAAUUAAAGACAGUCUGUUAACACUGGUCUUUCUGAUGUUUUUUUAAAAUCCUUAAAUCAUUUAUUGAAAAUUUACAAGAUGGGGUAUUUGGCUAACGUGGUAAGGUUACAUUUGAAAGUGUGCAUGUUACCACACUGCAUAGAAAAGCCAGUUUCUGCUCCUCUCUGCCAGCAAAGGAAGAUUGUCAUUAAAUGUAUUUAAAUGUUGUGAUAUACAUAUUUUUUCUGUAUUUUAUUCCUCUGUGUACAUUACGCUAUUGCAUAAUAGUAAUGCUUUUGAUAGCUGUGGGUUUUGAGCAAACUGCAAUCCAAAGAGCAGAUUAAAUAUACAGUAAACAUGUUUUUGAUGUACUUAACUGAAAGAGAGUGUUAAUGAUUUUAGAGCAUAACCUCACCCUUGAAAAUAUUCUGAGCAAAAAUCUCUAAAAUACUUUACAACCUAUUAGACUGUUUAGUAAGGUUAAUCACUGUCCUAGAAUCCAGAAGGCACAACGUCACUAAAUAUUUACAAGGUAGUGACAUUAUUUAAUUGUUGCCUUAAGAACCAAUUUUCUGCUAAGCAAUACUCAACAUUUCUAUGUAAAAUGGAGCUCCAGUUCUCAUAAGAAUUUUAUGUUGUCCAAUUUAUUUCACAGUCAAGGUCUGCUCUGAAGAUAAUGUGUUCAUUAACCUCUAAAUACAUGUUUAAAAGGGAUGGGUAAAUUGAAAUUCUAUUAAAAUAAAGAACAUUUUGCACAA
Xiphophorus hellerii (green swordtail) is the source of this 3581-nucleotide messenger RNA. RefSeq names its product leucine rich repeat and Ig domain containing 1b (gene lingo1b). The transcript is spliced from 2 exons. Gene Ontology annotation, cellular component: plasma membrane. The record is from RefSeq and is a predicted model, not a curated record. Bases 286 to 2157 code for a protein of 623 amino acids. Lineage: Eukaryota; Metazoa; Chordata; Actinopteri; Cyprinodontiformes; Poeciliidae. Gene Ontology annotation, molecular function: protein binding.